This is a messenger RNA of Neoarius graeffei (lesser salmon catfish), 3027 nucleotides long. Its product is annotated as synaptonemal complex protein 1-like. Gene Ontology annotation, molecular function: double-stranded DNA binding. Gene Ontology annotation, cellular component: central element; synaptonemal complex; transverse filament. Gene Ontology annotation, biological process: synaptonemal complex assembly; meiotic DNA repair synthesis; lateral element assembly. The record is from RefSeq and is a predicted model, not a curated record. Lineage: Eukaryota; Metazoa; Chordata; Actinopteri; Siluriformes; Ariidae. The coding region runs from base 1 to 3027 and encodes 1008 amino acids. The transcript has 33 exons.
AUGGAAAAACCAUUUAACUUUAAACUGUUAGUGCCUCCAAGAACCAAGCUUGGUCAGGUAUCAGCUGUAAAACCUCAAGACCCUGGGCUGUUUGAAAAUAACAGUAGCUUUAUGGCACCAGUUCAGAGUUUUAAUAAAUGUUUUGAGAAAGAGACCAUUUCAAGUACCAAGAUGGUGUUGCCUCCAGAGUCCCCAAGACCAGAAGUCACAAAGAGGAUUGCUGUGAUGCCAAUGGGGAAAGAAGAGACAUCGUUAAGAUCUAGUCAGUUGUAUUCCAAACUGUUUGAAGAGGCUGAAAAAAUAAAAGCAUGGAAAUUGAAAAUGGACAAUGAUAUUGCACAAAAAGAGAGAAAGCUUCAGGAGAACAGAAGGACAAUUGAGACACAGCGCAAAGCCAUUCAAGAACUUCAGUUUGAAAAUGAAAGUCUCAGCAUGAAAUUAGAGGAACAACUAAAUGAAAAUGAAGAUAUGAGGAAUAAAAGUAAUGCAACAAGAAAUUUGUGCAACAUUCUAAAGGACACUUUUGAAAGAUCUACUGAGAGAAUGAACCUGUUUGAGGCAGAAAGAGAAGAAACUCAUGGUCUCUUCUUGCAAAACCAUGAAAACAUUCAGAGGAUGGUUGCUGCAUUUGAAAAUCUGCGGCUGCAAGCAAAGGCUGACCAGCUAGAAAUGUUAAAAGCUAAGGAAGGCCUUAAACAGUUUGAGGACCUUAAAGUGAGAUUUGAGACUGAGUAUCACAUGAAGGAAGAGAAGGUUUCCCUGCUUGAAGAAAAACUAAGAGAAAAGGAAAGUCAGUUUACAGAAACUUUACUCAAACUCCAAGAGACUCAGGAAAACUUCAGGCAACUUCAGGAAUCUGCAAACCAGCAUCUUGAAUUACUUCACAACUGUAAACAAGAACAGGAUGAACUUAAGGAAAAAUUGGAAAGAGAACAACAACUCAGGUGUGAGAGUGAGGAAAACCAGAAAUCAUUAGUUAACAUGCUUGAACAAACCAAAGAAAUGUAUGUCAAUAAACUUCUGGAGAAAGAUACCAAACUUAAAGAAAUAAAUAAUAUCAAAGAACAAUUGGCACACCAAAUUGAAGAGAUACAAGAAGCAGCAGAUUCCUUACAGUCAUCUUUAAAAUCUGAGAAAAAGAGGGUUCAAGAACUUGUAUCAGAGCUUAGCACAGUAUCUCAGGAGCUCUGCAGCAAAAACACUGAACUAGGAAUAAUAAGAGAAGUGAAAGUGGAGUGUGACAGCCAAAUACAAGCUCUGAAAUUUGAAAUGGAAACAAAGGAAAAUACCCUUAAAUCUUUUGAGGAAAAGAUAAAAGCAGAUGAAAGACAGAUUCUUCAGCUGACUUCAGGACAUCAGGAAAAACAAGCAAAAAUAAACAAUUUGAAGGACAAACUGGAGACUGCUGCAGUUGAAAACAAAAAAAUGGUAGCUACCCUGGAAGAGGCCGUAAAUGAGCAAGUGCUAUUGAAGGAGCAUUGUUUUUUGAAAGAGGUCAAACUGCAAGAGGUUGAAGGGCAGUUAUUAGAAGCACUGAAGAAAGAGAGCGAAUCCUCUAAUAAUACUGAAAAAUUGCAAAAGGAUAUCGAUCAGUACAAGAAUAGAUAUGAUAUUCUACUGGAGAGAUUUAAUCAGCUUCUUCAGAAGAAUACUGUACAACAAGAGAACAGUGAUCCAAAGGCAGAGGAAAUUAAAGAAACUGAGGAAAAAAUGAAAAUUCAAGUCGGGAAACUUGAGGUGGAAAAACAACAACUACAAAAGCAGUUGGAGGUACUAAAUACAAAAAUUGAGGAGCAACAUCAAGAGAAUGAGAAUAUUCAGGGACUGUUGAGGAAAUCGAAUAAAUGCUCACAGAAUAGGCUGAUGAAGAAGGAAAAACAAGUCAAAGCACUGGAACUAAAGUUAACAAAUCUAAAAAUGAAACUGGAGGCCAAAGCCAAGACUCAGUAUGAAAAUCUGAAAGAAAUAGCUAAAUUAAAAGAAGAGUCCCAAAGCCUGAAACACCACCAUGAGAAAGAAUACAAGAGAAUAUGUUCUGAGCUGGAAAACAAAUCAGCAUCUGAGGCUAAGCUUACAUUGGAGGUGCAGAAAUGGAAGCAAACAUUACUGGAAGCAACAAAGGACAAAGAAGACACUGAAAUCAAAUUCCAACAGAAGAUAGCUGAAAUGGUUGCUUUGAUGGAAAGGCAUAAGCAUGAGUAUGACCAAAUGGUGGAAGAGAAGGAUGCAGAACUGAAUGAGAAAAGAAUGCGAGAAGCUGAAGUUAAUGCUAAUAAAACUUCAUUGGAGCUGGAACUAUCCUACCUGCAGGUUGAAAAUGUACAAUUAAAACAACAACUUGGUGAAAUAAAAAUGGAAAAGGAAACCCUGCAGCAGCAAGUGGAAGAACUUACAAAGAUGCAGAUAUCUCAGAAGGACAUUCACCAAAAGAAAGAGGAGUAUCUAGAACAAGAAAUGAUGGCCUUAAAGAAGCAAAUUAAAUCUCUUGAAAACGACAAGACUCAAAAGCUGUCUACUGCUUCUGAUGAGAAAGGCACUAAAACACCAGCUGUUGCUCCCAUCAAGAAAUCAACCCCUGCAUUUUCAGAGAAGACAGGAACUGAAACUCCAUCCAGAAAAGACCCAACAACACCUUUUAGAUUAGAUAACAGUCUUCAAACACCAUCUUGGACUUUGGGAACAAAAACAGGAACAACACCUCGCAUAAGGUCUUUCAGAAUACGCACACCACCUUCAGCAGAGAAAUCAGUACCAUGGAAGACAAACACCCUGGAGCUGGAUCCUAAAUCUGACAGCUCAGACCAAAAUGAUGUACUGAGUUUCUCUACAGUCAUUAACAAGGAAACAAAAGACUCUGGAACAGAAUGCCUGGCCUUAUUCAAGAAGGUACAGAGUUCUGCUGUUUAUAAAUCUCCUGGAGCAGCAUUAAAACUGGCAGCUAUGAAGAGGAUGCGGGAUGCUGGUUGGACUACCGUUACCAGUUUAGACAAGAAAAAGAAAAAAGCCACUGAAAAAAUAUUUGCUUAA